Messenger RNA from Aspergillus aculeatinus CBS 121060, 1503 nucleotides. Its product is annotated as MFS general substrate transporter. The coding region runs from base 1 to 1503 and encodes 500 amino acids. The record is from RefSeq and is a predicted model, not a curated record. Gene Ontology annotation, molecular function: transmembrane transporter activity. The transcript has 2 exons. NCBI's taxonomy places the organism in Eukaryota, Fungi, Ascomycota, Eurotiomycetes, Eurotiales, Aspergillaceae. Gene Ontology annotation, cellular component: membrane. Gene Ontology annotation, biological process: transmembrane transport.
AUGAUUCCUCCGGUGGAAGCUGCAGACUGGCAAGCUGUGCUUCCUCGUCGCCCACAGGGCGUUCCUCCCGAGCUCAGUGGCUUCACGGGCGAGUUAAUAUUCAUCCUUCUCUGCUCCAUGGGCCUGUUCCUCUUCGGCCUCUUCCUCGGAAACGUCAUUAUCAACCAGGCCGUAUUCCCUCACGCGCUCGGGGUGAGCGAAAGCAAUACGCCAUGGUUGAUCGGUUCCUUCCUGCUGGCGAACGGCAUCGCCGUGAUUGUCUCCGGAUCGCUGGCGGACCUGUCGAACCCGAAGCUUCUCAUGGUUCUCGGCUUCGGCUGGCUGGUCAUUUGGAAUAUCGUCGGGGUAUUUAGUAUCCGUCCCUCACUGCCAAUCCUCUUUUUCGUGGUCCGGGCCAUGCAGGGGCUCGCCAUUGGCGUCCUACAGUCGACAUCGAUGAGCCUACUGGGGCGGGUGUACUCGCCUGGGAUUCGCAAAACGAGGGUAUUUUCAGUCAUGUCCGCAAUGACGCCCGUAGGUUUCCUCAUCGGCUGUCUGCAAGGCGGAGCCCUCACAGUACACCUGCCCUGGAUCUUCGGGAGUAACGCCAUAGCCUCCUUCAUCUUCGCAGUGGCCUCCUUUUACGGUAUCCCUUCGUUCGCCCCGAAGGCUGGUUCCUCCAGUGACCAACUAUCUCUCAAACACUUCGACGCCCUCGGCGCCGUUCUCGCUGCCCUGGGCUGCGGGCUAAUCAUCCUCGGCCUAACGCAAGGCGUCCCCAGUGGCUGGAGCCCCUACACUUACUCCCUCAUCAUCGUGGGAGCGGUCUUUCUAGUUCUAUUCUACUUCGCGGAACGACGGGCAUCGCGACCCCUCGUCGAUAACCGUCUCUGGACGACCCCCGGAUUUCUCCCCCUCGCGAUCUCCUAUUUCCUCGGAUACGGGGCAUAUGUCGGGGGAUGGAUGUUCUUCGCCGUGCGAUUUCUCCUCACAAUCCAGGGCCAUGCACCAAUCACCGUGGCUCUCUUCUUCAUUCCUAAUAUGGUCUGCGGCAUCCUUGCCACCUACAUCGUGUCGAAAACGCUUCAUCUCGUCCCGGGACACUGGAUCCUCAUCGCCGGAAUGGUCGCUACUACCAUGGGUCCGGUCUUCUUUAUCCCCCAAACGCCGAAUACCAUCUACUGGGCGCUGUCGAUGCCGGGGAUUGCCCUCGUGACCUUCGGACCGGACCUGACAUUCGCAGCGGCGUCCAUCUUCAUCACGUCGAACGUGCCCCGCUCGUUCCAGGGCUCCGCCGGGAGUCUCCUGGUGACGAUUCAGAACCUGUCUGCGGCCAUUGUAACGGCCAUUGGAGAUACGAUCGGGAAGGAAGUCACCCAAGCGGGCGGCGACGGUUAUAGUCUGGACUUGGGUGCUUUACGCGCGAUUUGGUGGUUUAGUUUCGCAAUCUCGCUGGCGGCGGCGGGGGUUUGUGUGGGGUUUGUACGCAUCCCGAGGAGCGAGGAGAAGGACCACGUCGAGUGA